UAGUGUAGUGGACGCCCUGGAAGACGUGAGUGCUUCCGUGUGAUGAAGAAGGUGACAAGAUGUUGUAAACACUGGCGCUUAUGUGGCCAACACACACAGAUAAACCGCAGAGUAUGCAGGAGUCCAGAAGAUGGCUGGGUACUGGAGAUGACCAGGAUGGCUACGAUGGCAGACAGUCAGGAAGGAUCCACACGAGAGAGUGAGCUACUCGUCAACUCGUCAAGGCAACAUAGAAUCCCACAGAAGUGAUUCCUCCGCAUAUACAACGCACGUUACAUACCAACCGGCACAUAACAGAUCUACGAUGAUCUACGACGUACAAGUGCAGUGCUACUGAACAUUGACUCAUAAUGGCUAUGUGCUAACAUU
Molecule: messenger RNA, 369 nt
Organism: Ectocarpus sp. CCAP 1310/34
Lineage: Eukaryota; Phaeophyceae; Ectocarpales; Ectocarpaceae
Source: the annotation of a GenBank genome assembly